This is a messenger RNA of Aureobasidium pullulans EXF-150, 1954 nucleotides long. RefSeq lists its product as uncharacterized. The record is from RefSeq and is a predicted model, not a curated record. The transcript has a single exon. Bases 164 to 1744 code for a protein of 526 amino acids. Gene Ontology annotation, cellular component: endoplasmic reticulum. Gene Ontology annotation, molecular function: mannosyltransferase activity. NCBI's taxonomy places the organism in Eukaryota, Fungi, Ascomycota, Dothideomycetes, Dothideales, Saccotheciaceae.
GUCCGCUGCCUUGGCACACCACGGCAGAAGCCCACAUGAAACACAGCCUCGUUGCGUAGGUGUAGCUAUAUCACAAAAGUGACGUCGACAGUUUGCAACAUCUUGCUUUUCUUCCAAGUCAAGACCUUCAUCCUUCCCAAUUUCGCAAGGAAAGGUCGUCGACAUGGAUGUACCAUUGAUAGAGGAAGGCGGCGUGCAUCCGCAUCCAGGACGUUCAUGGCUAUCUCUACUCUGGACUAUCCUUCUUCCAAUCGCUGUCACAGUAUCUACUCUGGUAACUGGAUUUAUCCUCACUCUGCCGUCUCCAUACAAUCCUCACCAACAGAACUCGAUAGACGAGUCAUCAUUCUCUGAAGAUGACAAGAAGAACAAAGACUCUGGAUAUGCCUAUUAUACCAAGACUCGUGGUGCCAACAAGUCCAUAAAAUCAGAUGCUUCAGUCACUGUUCUGGUCCUGGGCGAUAUCGGGAGAAGCCCUCGCAUGCAGUAUCACGUCGCCAGUAUAGCAGCUUCUGGAGGCCACGUCAGUCUGAUCGGUUAUCUCGAAUCUGAGCUGCUGCCCGAGAUCCGCAACAACCGCUUCGUCACCGUCAUUCCCUUGGCUCCUCCACCUGAGGCUCUUCGCAAUGCCAACAAGAUGUUAUUCCCUAUCAUCGCACCUCUCAAGGUCCUCUGGCAAAUUGGAACGGUCUGGCAUGCAUGUGGCUACCGCACCAAGGCCACAAAAUGGAUGCUGGUUCAAAAUCCUCCUUCAAUUCCUACUCUGGCAAUCGCACAAGCUAUGUGUUUCAUCCGUCAUACACGUCUAAUCAUCGACUGGCACAAUUUCGGCUACACCAUUCUCGCAUUGAAGCUGGGCAACAAACACCCUCUAGUCAGGAUAUCGGAAAUGUACGAGCGCUACGUAGCUCGCGCUGCAGAUGCACAUUUCUCAGUCACAAACGCCAUGGCUCGCGUUCUGAAGCAGCGUUUCGGUGUCGAGGCCACUCCUCUCCAUGACAGACCUGCUGAACAAUUCCAACCACUUUCAGCAGCUGAGCGCAAGGAGUUCUUGCACAGACUUCCCGACACUGCGCACUAUGCCAAACACAUCACUCAUGGAAGCUACAGACUCCUCGUCAGUUCCACAUCCUGGACCGCCGAUGAAGAUUUCUCCGUUCUUCUUGACGCUCUCGUAGCCUACUCAGCCACUAUCUCCAUGUCGCCCACCUUCCCCAAGAUUCUAGCCAUUAUUACAGGAAAAGGGCCACUGAAACAAUACUACCUCAACAAAAUCGAGCAACUUAACAAGGAGAAGAAACUUUCUAACGUCAAGAUUCAAACUGCUUGGUUGAGUAAUGAAGAUUACGCUUCUUUGCUCGGUUCAGCUGAUCUGGGAGUCUCAUUGCAUACGUCAUCUUCUGGUGUGGAUUUGCCUAUGAAAGUGGUGGAUAUGUUUGGUACUGGGUUGCCUGUCAUCGGAUGGUCUCGAUUCGAAGCUUGGAAAGAGUUGGUCAAGGAAGGUGUCAAUGGUUUCGGUUUCAGCAGUGCUGACGGGCUUGAAACUCUGCUGGAGGAAUUGUUCAGAACAAAUCACGGACAGACUUUGGCGGCGAUUAGGAGAGGCGCGCUGGAGGAAUGCAGCAGGAGGUGGGGGGACGAGUGGUUCCCUGUUGCUGGCAAGUUGUUGGGACUGCAGAGAGAGGGCGAAGGCGAGGGCAACAAUGUGGAUGCUGUUGCUGAUGGAGAGUCAAAAGUCAUUUGAGGUUGUUGAUUAGAAGCUUUCCAACGACAAUCCAUGUAUGUAUCUAUAUAUGUAGCGAAAAGUAGCGAGCAUCUGAAUUUUCUAUUCCUGCAGUGCUGUGUGAUUGGUGAUACGAGAAGCCACCUGUCUAUCCCUUAACCCAACAGCACCGACACUCGCCGAAGACGUCCUAAACGCCGACGUCGAAGAAGGCAAAUCAUGCAUAUAAAC